Messenger RNA from Amblyraja radiata (thorny skate), 1345 nucleotides. RefSeq names its product CD164 sialomucin-like 2 (gene cd164l2). The coding region runs from base 347 to 811 and encodes 154 amino acids. The record is from RefSeq and is a predicted model, not a curated record. Lineage: Eukaryota; Metazoa; Chordata; Chondrichthyes; Rajiformes; Rajidae. The transcript is spliced from 6 exons. Gene Ontology annotation, cellular component: cytoplasmic vesicle.
UGUUUGUGUUGUCUGCAGAGCAGAAGGGGUUGUGUGAGUGAGUGUGUCUGUCUGGGGAUUUGGUCGUUAGGGUGUUGAGGCGAGCAUCAUCACCGGUGAAACACGACCCGCUGCUGGUGACGGCGCCGGCAGUGAGCUGCCUUUUAUAUUGGGACUAGCUUUCACAUCAACCUCUCUCCCUCCAACGCCGCCGGCUUCAUUCCCCAGUCUACCGGCCGGCCCCCUCCCUCCUCCCCUCCUCUCCUCCAAACCUCACACUUUAUCCUCCUCUAUACCGUUUUUAUUUUUUUAUUUAAAAACAAAAAAAUAAUCCUCUUGAAGCCGCAGCGAGGAGAGGAGCGGAGAGAUGAACAUGAGGAGCCUUGGGUCGUGGCUGGGACUUUAUCUGGCGCUGCUGCUGUCUCGAGUGUCCGGGGAAGAGCCGGCAGAAUGUGCAGAAUUGGAGACCUGUGACCGCUGCACCACAGGUGAUGCUUCACUGAACCUGACAGACUGUGUGUGGGUGCAUUGUGAGUCGGAAACUUUUUGCAUUGCAAAGGAUAAAAACAACCUGACGGACUGCACCGUCCACUCCGAGCCCUCGAUGUGUGAAGCUAUCACCACAACCAAGGAAGCCAUUACUGCAGAAGCUGACACCACAUCGGAGGUCCCGACCACAGCUCCAGUCUACUCCCCCUCCAGCUUUGACCCAGCCAGCUUCAUCGGUGGAAUGGUGCUGGUUCUAGGCGCCGAGGCAGCGUUUUUCUUUGCAAUCAAGUUCUUCAAAGCUCGGGACGGGACCUACCAAACGCUCAGUGAGGAGGGCCAGUAGAUUGUGUCAGGCUUGGCUCCACCAUCGGCUUGCUGUAAAUGAACUAACCUGCCUUGCAGAUGACCAGCAACAAUCAGUUCUGUUUUGUGAUCAUGAUUUGGGGUUCAGUUUCGUUUUGCUGUGCAUUUAAAUUCUUACACUCUAACUUUGAAUGUGGUAUGCAUUUACAGGCAGGUUGUUUUAUUUUUUAAUAAGCUCCAUAUUUAAAGAUGAUUGUUACUAUCUGCCUUGAAUUAAUUGGUCUCACAUGCCUGUGACGGGCUGGGAGUUUGGUAAUCUGCAUUAACCAUUGACAAGUUGGCCUUUUCUUAACCAUUGUUUCUUAACGGAAGUUUUAGAACUUUUAAGCCUUUUAAAGUGAGUUUGUAGUUGUGUUAAUCAUGGUUCUGUAAUGGCCUGUAGACUACAGUGUUGAACUGUGCGCAGCGGGUAGAGCUGCUGCCUCAUAGCACCAGAGACCCCGGUUCCAUCCUGGCCACUGGUGCUCUCUGUGUGGAGUUUGCACGUUCUCUGUGACCGGGUGGGUUUUCUCCA